CUUUGACGCGCAGCAGCAGCAGCAGCAGCAGCAGGAUGGGAGCUUCCCAGACGCGCACCGAGCACAAGUACCAACACCUGGUGGAAAAAACCGGAUUUUCACUGGAGCAAAUAAAAAACCUUCAUAAAAGAUUCCAACACCUGAGUGGAAAUGAAGAGACAAUAAGCAGAGAAAACUUGAACAGCAUACCGGCGCUCGCCAACAACCCUAUCCGAAAGCAAAUUAUUGAGGCUUUCUUCGAUAAAAGGAACCAGCAUCAGAAUGAGGUGGGAUCCUUUGAGGAGAUCGGCUUUGAGCAGUUUCUCAUGGUCAUGUCCCACUUUCGACCUCCAACCCUGAAAACAACGGAGGAGGAGAAGCAGGAGCUGAGGAGAGAGAAGCUCCGCUUCCUGUUCAACAUGCACGACACGGACAAUGACGGCACCAUUACGCUGGAGGAGUACAGGAAGGUCGUAGAGGAACUCCUGUCCAAAAGUGGCGCCAUCGGGCAGGAGGCCGCCCGGGCGAUAGCGGACGCCGCCAUGUUGGAGGUGGCGAGCACAAAUGUGCCGCACAUGGAGCCGGAUGAUUUCUACGAAGGCAUCACGUUUGAGCAUUUCGAGCAGAUCUUAAAAGGCCUGGAGAUGGAGACCAGGAUGCACAUUCGCUUUCUGGACGUGGAUACAACAACAAUGCGUUGUGGGAAAUCGACCACUUAAAGAAACUUUUUUUUUUUUUUUUUCAAAAGAAAAAUGUUGAUGCUGCUGCUGUUUUUAGCAGAACCACUCUGGGCCUUAAAAGGAAUGAAGCUUUACUCUUUUUGAUAUGCACUAAUAUAUUUUUAGACUGAGGAAACUAAUUCUAAGAGCUAAUACACUAUAUUACUACAUUUUUAUAUAAAUGAUUUUGAAUUAAUUCAAUAUGUGAUUAGUUGAGGUGACUUUUAAAAAAAUCAAUUACGGAAUACCGCCCUCGCAGUUUCCGCAUAUUUUAUGAUCCUGAAAGUAUUAAGUGUUAGACAUUUCAGACGGCCGUGCGUGUGAAAUGAAGGCUUGUUCGAUCGGAAGGCUCUCGUGUCGGGUGGAGUCCGUCGUGCUGCGUGGCAUCGGUAGGACUUCUGUUAUGACUGACGUCCAGAGACUGCAGGCACUGCAUAGCAUUCCUGUGCAGCUCCAGAAUAGUUCCACUUUUCAUUUUUGUGCUCCCGUGAGAGUCUGUGUAACCAACCAGUUCCAAAGAGCCCACCGUUUCUGACACACUGUUUACACACACACAACGAUCGACGUGACAAAUUAUCGCACUAAACAAAUUCAAUUAAAGAUAUUAUGUAGGAAAUCUGUGUCUAAGACGUGUCUGGUAUUUUUCUUUUUUGAAUAUCCAUACAUAUCAACAAACACUUUUCACUACAAUCUAUAACCUGAAGAAAUAGGAGGAGGUCUGAUCAGCAAAAUAAGAACUGAAUAUAAAAACAAGCUACGUGAACUACCACUAUUCGAGACUGCAAAAAAAGUAUUUAGGAACAGAAUGACAUUUGGAAAUACAUGUUUAUUACGUGUCAUAGUAUGCUACAUUGUAGCAAAAUCACUUAUGUAUCUUUUGAUUUAUCUGUAUAAACUUUGUGCAACAUUUUGUUCAUGUUUAUACAUCAGAUUUGAGCCAACCAGGACCUGUGAAUGUCUUCACCUCUACCUCAGGCAAGCCUUUCAUCCAGCUGGAUUUUUA
Messenger RNA from Salarias fasciatus (jewelled blenny), 1701 nucleotides. RefSeq names its product tescalcin a (gene tesca). The record is from RefSeq and is a predicted model, not a curated record. NCBI's taxonomy places the organism in Eukaryota, Metazoa, Chordata, Actinopteri, Blenniiformes, Blenniidae. The coding region runs from base 36 to 698 and encodes 220 amino acids. The transcript has 8 exons. Gene Ontology annotation, molecular function: calcium ion binding.